AUGUCAACAGAAGCUGCAGAUAUGGAUGAAAUCCCACCGCUACCCCAGGAUCUCUCGGACAAGCUCGACGUACUUGUGGAGGUUGUCGAACUGCUCGGUCUGGACAGCAUAGAUUUUGCAAGCUAUUCACCCGUUUUGAGCCGACUUGUGGACCAGUCGAUUUCCUUGUCCUUGACGCAAGAACGCUUGAGAGCGACAGAGCAGGAACUUCGUGAACAUUUAGGCUACUUGAGGCACCACAACGGACUUCUCGAGCACUGGAGAAAAACCCUUCAAGAGCCUGGAUCGUCAACUUCAGAAGAGAGUUCAGAAGACUUGGAGCGCCGUCGAGAAAGUUUACUUCGAAGUGCAAGAGAAUAUCAUAAAGAAUUGGAGGCUCUUAUCGCUCAAUCCCAUCCUCCCAAAGUCACCAUUACCGCUCUUCUACAACAACAAGAAAAGAAUCGGAAACUUGCCCGUGAUAUCAAGGACAAGAAAGCGAAGAUUAGGACUUUUCAAGGUCUUCCUCCGCUGGGGUUGCUUGAGGAGUCCGAGAUCGAGCGGAAGUCCAUGUCACCGAUCCCAGUUGCGUGCGAACUCACCGACCCCGCCGUCUCUGCCCUUCAUCCUUCCCGUCGAUGUUAUCCCCUAGCCGCGAUGUCCGCCGCGUUUCAGACCCGUAUCGACCAAGAACUCGAACCUCUUUUCGCUCCCCGCCAGACUUCACGCUAUUCUCGCAACGCCCAGUUAUUCUCCCUUUUCUUUCUAGUUCUCGUUUAUGCAGCACUGUUCUCGACGUUUAUCAUUGACACUACUCGCCUUCUCUCUAUCAUCUCGCUGCCUUCUCUCAUCCAAACAAACGUCUCAACUCCCUCUCCCGCCCGUACCAACUCGACGCGUGCCCUUGGCGUGGCCAAUAAGAUUUAUGUCAUCUCUCUCCCCUCCAGAAAGGAUCGCCGAGCAGACAUGGAGGUCCUGCGGAAUAAAUUGGGUCUUGAUUGGACAUACAUCAAGGCGACGGCAUCCAACGAACCGAUUGUCUCCUCCAUCCUCGACUGGGUUCGAAUUGUGCGUGAAGGCCCGCCUACUGUUGUGACUUCGGAAGACGAGGUCACUGAGUCGACCCCUGGGGACAUGCAGCAGAGAAUCGCCUUCCGCUGGCCGUCCGACAUCGAUGCUCUCGCCCGAUCCUCCCUUCCACUCGAUCUCUGGGAUAGUGGGGUUUGGCCUGAACCUUCCAACCAUGCCGCCAGGCCCGCUUUGGACAGACCCGAUGUACCGCUCCCCUGCGCUACCAAGAUUUUCUCUUUUCCAUCUGCGGCUCGUUUGAAUGGAUCCUGGGACAUCAACCAUCUACCAGAACAUAUGGUUUUAACGCCUAGCAGAAUCGCCUGCUGGCACUCACAUACGAAGCUUAUCCACUCGAUCGCCAAUGGAAAAUCGUCUGCGAGCGAGGUAUCCAUAGUCUUAGAGGAUGAUGUCGACAUGGAGCAAGAUAUUCAAGAACAAUUACUACACCUUUGGAAGUUCCUCCCGCCCGACUGGGACAUUGUCUUCUUAGGACAUUGCUGGUCAAACGAGAAACUCCAUCCCGCCAUCUCGAUUCCCACUGGCUACAAAAAGUCGAUUCUACGUCUACUCUCCCGGUCGAGGUCACUGUUCUGGUCGUCACUCCAUCCGUCCAACGGCCCGAAGUGCACGCACGCUUACGCAUUGUCUUAUCGGGGUGCCCGCCGUCUUUUACUCCAUCUUCGCUACCCACCGUUUGCGUACUCAAGGGCGAUUGACCAAGCCAUCUCUUGGCUGAUAACCUCGGGACGGCUCAAGUCGUAUUCCGUUGUUCCCAGUCUCGUGGUUCAGCGCAAAAUUCAAACCAGUGACAUCGGGUCUGGGACAGGGAGUAAAUGGAGGGAUGUAUUGACCCAUGGAUUCUUCGAUGACGAGACUCAAUAG
Molecule: messenger RNA, 1932 nt
Organism: Coprinopsis cinerea okayama7#130
Lineage: Eukaryota; Fungi; Basidiomycota; Agaricomycetes; Agaricales; Psathyrellaceae
Exons: 7
Coding region: 1-1932 (643 amino acids)
Source: RefSeq, a predicted model, not a curated record